AUUUUGUAAAAAAGGGUGGUACAUCUAAAAUUAAUAUUGAUUUCUAGACAAACUGGAAAGAUUUGCCGAGAGUUAUGGAGAAAUCGGUAGAUCUACUUACUGUGGAUGUGGACCGAUUGUUCAAACAGCAUAAUGUUGCCGAAAUCGACCUGGUACACAAGCGCCUGCUGGAUGAGAUUGAGCUCAAACGGGAAGAGCUGCGAACGAUGGUCGGCGAACGUUACCGGGAUCUUUUGAAAGCUGCCGAUACGAUUGGUGACAUGAAACAAACGGCCAGUUCAAUCAUAGUAAAUGUGAACCGUAUUACUGAACGUUGCCAGCAGCUGAAUGAUCAUAAUCUGAUUGGAUUCCGCACCGGCAACGACUAUCAACGAUUGCAGAAAAAGCACCGAGAUCAUAGUUUCCACGGAGUGAUAGUGCAGAUAAAACUACUCACCAGUCUACCGGAAAUGGUCUGGAGUUGCAUCGACAGGGAGGAUUACUUUGUCGCCACACAGCUAUUCAUCUUUGCCCGCCACAUUUCGACCGGCCUCAACUUGGACACGGAGCGUGAAACCAUGCGUAAAUUCCCCGUCGCCGCCAAACAGUGGCAGGUGCUGAGUCAGUUCUUUUUCACCAUCGAAAACGCUUGCCGCGAUUCGCUGGCACGGGAAGAACUCUCGGUGGCGGUAGCGUCGAAAAGCUUGGCCAGUUGGCUGCUGCUCGAAUCGUGUUCGGUUCAGGAAACACUCCCGAUGUUCACCGAACGGCGAUCAAAAGCAUUUCUCACGGUGCUCGAUGAGAACGGACGGUCGGCCUAUGAGAAGGUUAAAGAUAAGCUGCUGGCCAGCCUACACGUACUCAUCGAUACGGUACGUCUGUAUUACGAAUGUUUCAUAGAUGAUGGCACCGGGGGCAACCGUAUGGGAGGUUUCCAGCGGGAACUAGAACACAUCACCGGGGACCGAGCGGCCCCAACGAUACAGCUGAUCAGAUCGGAAGACCCUAUGAUUAUGCAAAUGGUACCGGAAAUGAUUGCCAAAUUUCGUCCCCGAUUGCAAGCGGUCACCGCACUGAGCGAAACCGAGGUUCGGUCGGAAGUGAGUGCGUUUCUGAAAGGGAUAGAAACGUCCGUGGAGGGUAGCCUGCGCCGGUUAGUAAGUCUCGUUCCAUCGAUAAAAACACUUCACGACAUUAAAACGCAGGCGCAAGCCAUGGAGAAACCAUCCAACUGGGCAGCAAUCACUGGGACGUUGGGUUUACCGGAAGGUACAGACUUCUAUGGCACGUUUUACCAGCGGCUGAUAAACGACCGCAUUAAGUUCAUAGUUAAAUCGGCGUGGAGUGAAACGGUUCGUCAAACGCACGCCGACGUGCAACAGCUGUUGCAACAGAAACCGAUCGAUUUGAAAGCCUACGUGUGGAAGGAAUCACUCGACGACGUGCCGAUGAACCUCAAGAGUGCACUUGACCGAACGAAGCCUUCCGCUCGGAAGCUGCUCAUGAAAGCUAAAGCCUACACGCCGGUGUUUGUGGAUCUGGUCGAUUCUCUUAACGAACGGCUCCAUAGUCUAACGGGUGACAUAGCAUCUUUUCUGGCCUCAUCUAGUCGCGCGGAAAUAGACCAGCUGCUCACAUUUUUCCGCCAAUGUUGCGUGGAAGGCAUCGCCGACCUGGUGACGGCCAUCAAAUCCGCUCCAUUUGAACCCACCGUCGAGCGUUACGCACUGUUGGCACGAUUUCUCACGGCCGUCCGAGAACUCUGCCCUGCCCUGCGGAACUGUUUCAUCGCCGCCACCCCUGAUGCCAAGAAUGUAUGGCCCGGUCGAAGAUCAUCGUUCGCCAUCACCGUUUCCGAGGAAGACCCGGAACGGUGGGAAAAGGUAUCGGGACUGCUCGACGAGGAAAGUGUCCGCUUCUGGACACUUUGGAUGGAUCUGUUCCACGCCAGUUGGCCCCCACUGUCGCAGGACGUAGGAUACGGUACGCUGCUGAACGAUUUUCCAGCCUGGGAAACGGUAACGAUCGAGGAAAACGACGAACACAACCAACCGAUCCAGUCGACCAUUCGCGUCCCUUCGCAACCGAGCAUCUCACUGCAAAAGUUCCUCCACCAUGUGUACGAACUGCUGAACGCAGUCAUUCCCCAAACCAUUCCCAAACCGAUCAUGCUCGACGUCGUCACGCGGCUGGCGGUGGGUCUGCUUACGCACUACGACGCGCUGGCCGGGAACGAGUUCGUCUCGCAGAAUCAAACCGUGGCACUUCAGUUCUAUCUGGAUCUCCGGUUCCUGCAGCUGAUGUUCGUCGGUCGCGAUCAGAAGCAGUUGAACGAACGAUUCAGCGUCCUGAUCGGGCGCUUCAAGGCCUACAUCGAUCCGUUCGAUUUCGAUGUUUUCUACACGCAUUUGAAUGCGAAUGUUAAACGCUCGGCUAGCAAGCUUCAGCACUUUCUCGGUGCGUUCGUUUGCCACAGUGACCAGCUGGCCACGGCAAUCGGCGCUGGGGGGACGUCAACCGGUGGCACAAAGUUGGGAACGCAGGAAAAAAAUCCAAACAUACUUUCGCUCAGUUCAAACAGCUUAAAUGUUAUGUGGUUCCCGCUGUUGCCCGUGGUUAGCAAGGACACUGCAAUAUUGACCACCGCGAAUGUCGCUGGUGAGAGUACCGGAAUGAAGGAUCAAAGAAAACCAUCACCCCUAGCUGCCGAACCGGUCCCGGCAACGGUGAAGAGUACGGCCCCAAAACCAUCGGCCAAGGACGCAACGGCAACCUCGGCACAAGCGUACGCCAAGGGCGCGGCAGCCUUCUUCGGGCUCGACAAGGACUGGUUCCGAUAAAGGGGCGGAGAAAGGUUCCCGGUUACAGUUUUCGGGUCUGUUCACAAGCACGUUACAAACAGUGGAAGUAUUUGUUUAGCUCAUUGUUAUUUUAUUCCGAUUUAAAGCGUAAAUGUAUAUUGCAACGGAGAAAACGAAAAUACAGUAAUAUACAAUCUUAAUCGUACAGCGGCACGUUUCUACAGGUGUGUUGAGGUUGAGGUUUAAUUUCUCCCUCUCUCUCUCUCUCUCUCUCUCUCUGGUGGUGGCGAUGCUGUGUCGGAUGGGUGGGAUGAAGUGGCGAAAGUGAUGGAAAAUACUACAGCAGCGGAUUGGUUUUCGUUAACUAUUGUUUGCGUUAUCGCUUUUCGGGUUGUGGUUUUUUUGUUUGUGUGUAAAAAGUCCUAGCUUUAGCAAAAACUAUCGCGCAAAAAGCCAUCAAUAAAUACAUCGGUGAAGACGACCCCUUCAUUAUCAUCAGUAGAUACAAAUUUUCACAGUCCAAAUCACAAUUCAAAUUCGUUGUUC
Anopheles coustani is the source of this 3326-nucleotide messenger RNA. It is a transcript of the gene Cog1, whose product is annotated as conserved oligomeric Golgi complex subunit 1. Gene Ontology annotation, biological process: intra-Golgi vesicle-mediated transport. Lineage: Eukaryota; Metazoa; Arthropoda; Insecta; Diptera; Culicidae. Gene Ontology annotation, cellular component: Golgi apparatus; COG complex. The record is from RefSeq and is a predicted model, not a curated record. The transcript has 3 exons. The coding region runs from base 75 to 2819 and encodes 914 amino acids.